This is a messenger RNA of Camelina sativa (false flax), 949 nucleotides long. RefSeq lists its product as uncharacterized. The record is from RefSeq and is a predicted model, not a curated record. Lineage: Eukaryota; Viridiplantae; Streptophyta; Magnoliopsida; Brassicales; Brassicaceae.
GUCAACGGAAGACAAAAGAGGAUUGAACGGUAGACGUAGACGCCAUUGGAGAGUUCCUUUGAGGAGGAGUAACCAAUCCAAUCCAAUCCAAUCCAAUCCACCCCAUUGUUGAAAACGGAACCCUUUAUGUCGAUUGAAGAAGCCUGAACGAGAGAUCCAAUCAUCGGCGAUGGAGGAAUCUACGGCUACGACCACUCAUUAUUUCUCAAUUUUCACCAAUUACCCUCUCAUUUCCGCUCUUACGGCUUUCACCAUCGCUCAAUUCAUCAAACUCUUCACCUCCUGGUAUAGAGAACGGAGAUGGGAUCUCAAACAGCUUAUUGGUUCCGGAGGAAUGCCUUCUUCCCAUUCAGCCACUGUCACCUCUCUCGCUGUUGCUAUUGGCUUACAAGAGGGCUUUGGUGGUUCACAUUUUGCCAUUGCUUUGAUCUUGGCUUCUGUUGUGAUGUAUGAUGCUACUGGUGUUAGAUUACAUGCGGGUCGCCAAGCUGAGGUUCUCAAUCAGAUUGUAUAUGAACUUCCUGCAGAACAUCCCCUGGCUGAAAGCAGACCAUUGCGUGAGCUUCUUGGUCAUACCCCUCCUCAGGUUGUUGCUGGUGGAAUGCUUGGAAGUGCCACAGCAGUCACUGGAUACUUGUUUUUCAGGAUAGCUACUAGCUAACGUUAACCACCAAGCAGAGCAACACACCAACUCUUCUGCUUCAUUUCCUAUUGAAGCUGCUGGACAGAAUCCGAACGAAACAGGCUUCCAAUCAAAGCCGAGUUUGAUUCACUAUCGAUUCUUACUUUAAAAGAGUAUUGAUUCACUAUAUAUAUUAUUACUUAAACCUAUGCUCUUACCAUUCUAUACUUGAUGUAAAAAAAACUUGGAACAACACCAUUACAAAGACAAGAAUCGUGAUUUUGUUAUUUGGAAAUAAAUAUAGUAAGUAUACAAGGAAUUUGUGGA